This is a messenger RNA of Osmerus eperlanus (European smelt), 1405 nucleotides long. It is a transcript of the gene eif4e2rs1, whose product is annotated as eukaryotic translation initiation factor 4E family member 2 related sequence 1. Gene Ontology annotation, biological process: translational initiation. Gene Ontology annotation, molecular function: translation initiation factor activity; RNA 7-methylguanosine cap binding. Gene Ontology annotation, cellular component: eukaryotic translation initiation factor 4F complex; cytoplasm. The transcript has 7 exons. Bases 204 to 869 code for a protein of 221 amino acids. NCBI's taxonomy places the organism in Eukaryota, Metazoa, Chordata, Actinopteri, Osmeriformes, Osmeridae. The record is from RefSeq and is a predicted model, not a curated record.
CGCUCGCAAGACAGGAAGUGGUCAGUGAGCGUGAAGCUAUCUAGAGUCUAGCUACUUAGAGUUAGCUAAGUAGCACUAACGGAGUUUAGAAAUACGUUAUUUACCGGACGUAUACACUAAUUUAUCAAAUAAAUUAUCGGCACGAUUUGCUCAACUUUUAACCAUUGAUCAGUGUCCGUUUCUGAUUGACGUGGGGGUCUAAGAUGAACCAGUUUGAACACCUGAAAGACGAGGAGAACGUAGAGCACGAGGAGCAGAACUGCGACACGGACGGUUCCGUUGUAAACAACAACCGACGCAAGCUGGUGAGUUCGGCUGCAGGUGAACAUCCUCUCCAGUAUAACUACACCUUCUGGUAUUCUCGUCGGACGCCCAGCCGUCCUGCCAACACCAACUAUGAGCAGAACAUUCGUCAGAUCGGAACCGUGGCCUCGGUGGAGCAGUUCUGGAAAUUCUACAGCCACCUGGUUCGUCCAGGAGACUUGACAGGCCACAGUGACUUCCACCUGUUCAAGGAGGGGAUCAAACCCAUGUGGGAGGACGAGGCUAAUAAGAGUGGGGGUAAGUGGAUCAUCCGUCUGCGUAAAGGCCUGGCCUCUCGCUUCUGGGAGAACAUCAUCCUGGCCAUGCUGGGGGAGCAGUUCAUGGUGGGGGAGGAGGUCUGUGGUGCUGUGGUGUCUAUACGUUUCCAGGAGGACAUCCUGUCUAUCUGGAACAAGACGGCCAGCGACCAGGUGACCACAUCCAGGAUCAGAGACACGCUGCGCAGAGUCCUCAACCUGCCGCCCAACACCAUCAUGGAGUACAAGACCCACAACGACAGCCUGAAGGAUAAUUCCAGUUUCCGCAACACUAAGAUUACACUGUGAGGAGGAAGAGAAGGAGGAAGAGAAGGAGGAAGAGAAGGAGGAAGAGAAGCAGGAAGAGAAGGAGGAAGAGGAGAUGAACAGAGAGAUGAAGACCCAACUGUCCUGCAGGAUCAUCACCCCAAAUGAAACAAACAUUCCUCCCUCUGUCUUCCCUCUAGCCAUCCAUCCCUACACCCCUCUCUCUCUCCUCCCUCUCUCCCUCCUUCCCCUCUCUCCUCCCUCCCUCCUCUUUCCCCCCCCCCCCCCGCUCCCUCCUCUCUCUCCCAUUCUCCCUCCUCUCUCUCUCCUCCCUACCUUGCUCGCUCGGUCACAGUCCCCCCCUUUCUGACCCUCCAGUUUGGACAUGCCAUUGCUAUGGGUACCGAUGGUUUCUAUGGAGAUCCUUUUUCACACAGAGAAUGUUUUGUUACCACGGAGAUGCCUCUCCUACUCCACAACAGAAUGUGGGACCAACAAUAGUGUGUGUGUGUGUGUGUGUGUGUGUGUGUGAUCAUUGUUGCCAUGUCAACACAGAAGUAAAAUGUUACUUUGGUAAA